GCCGGCCGCGCAGUGUGCCGGCGACCGUUGACUGUGCUGUGUCGCGCGCGCUGCGACCAACCGCACCCCGAAACGACAAACUCACACCAACAACACAACUUUAGUUCCUCAUUAACAGUUACAGUGGGUGUUUUGGUGUAAUAUCCUAGUUACUUGUGUUCUGACUGACCGCACUCGAGUGUACCAAGUUCUAAGUUCUGGAUACUGGACAAGUGAUUAAAAGUGACUGCGUGCUAUGCCGCAAUUAACAGUUUAGCUGCGUUCUGCGGGCGAUGCUCACAGGAGAGCAUGUGAUGCCGGCCUUUGACGCCCGGCGCCAUGCCCACGCCGCUGCAGGCCGGCGGCCCCGCUAGCGGCCCGCCCCCCGAGCGCAAGCGGCGCCGCAAGCGCGACGAUCCGCAGAGUUCAGCCGCGCUCGAGCCCGACGACGACGACGGCAACAUGAGCCCCGAGGAAGAACCGCGCAACGCGCCCGCAGCACCCGCGGCGCCCACUCCAGCGCCCUCCUCCGCGCCCGCGCCCACCUCACCCCCUGCUGCGCCCGACGCUGUAGAUCUCACCUCGCACCGAGACUCUCCGCCGCUCUCCUCCGACGUCGAACGUUUUGAUGGCAAAAUUGUCUACAACCCCGAUGGAUCUGCGUAUAUCAUCGAAGACCCCGAACUGUCAGAAGGCGAGACGAGCAUACCCGACCUACCUAAAAUAGAACCCGGGUGCAUCGUCGACAGUCGCGACAACAACGUCGUUGAGAGGCAGCUCGAUUUCCCACAGAUAGCGAGCGCCUUCUACGUGUCGAGGAACCCUUCGCUGUAUGGUGCGCUAUAUGGAAGACUGGCAGCUGAGCGGGCGCGAGCGAGACCCGACGCACCUGUUAUGCACAGCUAUCGAGUUUUUAGUUUUCGCGGAGGAAAGGACGCUCCUAGACCGCACUCUCCGCCUGUUGAGUGCCCAGUCAGCGUGCCAGUUAAACCGAUUCUUAUGUGUUUUAUAUGUAAAUUGAGUUUUGGCUAUGCGAAAUCAUUUGUAGCGCAUGCCCAAUCAGAUCAUAGUUUAUCAUUACUGGACUCUGAAAGAGACGCCUUAUCAAGAGAGAACGCUUCGGCUAUUAUCCAGUGCGUAGGCAAAGAUAAAGAACCGCUAGUCUCAUUUCUAGAACCUGUUGGUGCCGCGGCACCACCGCGAUUAUCAUCUUCAGGCAGCCCCUCAAACAUGACGGAAUUACCGAGCCCAUCGGUAGAUAUGAAGCGACCGGAUUUGAUGUCGGUGGAUAGAGACGAGUCAAUGUUACUCAAUGGUACCUGUGACGACAGGAAGCCGAGCCCAACGACAGCGUGGAGGCCACCACGGUCGAUAGCUGAAUCUUUGAUGCCGCAACAUUCCUUGAUCUCUGUCGCUCAUCCUCACACAAUAAAUGCUUCGGUACAACCACGGGCAAGCCCUAAUUCAUCCCCACCGUUCCAAGCAACUCCACCAGCUUUUCUCUCUGGUACGACGAUAGGUGUCUGUCCCGAUCACCUUGGAGGGAGACCGUCUGGUGCCGACUGUCCAAAAUGCGAACUGAUUUUGAACUCAGGAAGAUUAGGCGGCCCGCUCGCAGGUAUGCACAGCCGAAAUUCCUGCAAAACCUUGAAAUGUCCAAAAUGCAACUGGCAUUACAAAUACCAAGAGACGUUAGAAAUACAUAUGAAAGAAAAACAUCCUGAAGCUGAGACAAGUUGCAUUUAUUGCAUAGCCGGGCAGCCGCAUCCUCGGCUGGCACGAGGUGAAACUUACACUUGUGGCUACAAACCAUACAGAUGUGAAGUGUGCAAUUACUCUACUACGACUAAAGGUAACCUCAGUAUACACAUGCAAUCUGAUAAGCAUUUAAAUAACAUGCAAGAGCUUCAAAAUGGUGGCAACCCUGGAGAGGGAACUUUACCUCCUGCACCACAACAUACUCCUCCUGGUCCACACAAGCCACCACUACCACAUCAUUCCCCCUUAGGUCAAAAGCCAAAGCCUACCUUCCGAUGCGAUGUCUGUAAUUAUGAAACAAAUGUCGCUCGCAACCUAAGAAUACAUAUGACUUCUGAAAAGCAUACCCACAACAUGCUGGUCUUGCAACAAAAUGUAAAGCACAUGCAGACCUUAUCAGCUUUGCAUCACAGACAACAGAGCCAGCAGCAGCUUGAAAGUUUACUACAUUUCCAUGGCGGUGAUGCCCCGCCUCCAAACCCUGAAGCUGCCCUCGCUGAUAUGGCUUACAACCAAGCGCUGAUGAUACAACUAAUGACCGGAGGGCCGGGGCCUUCACCACCUGAGCUCGGCGCCCACUUAGACGUCGGCUUAAAUCCUGAGGCAAUGGAGCCACCACCAGAGCCAGCUGACCCCGAGCCAGAGAGAACGUACCACUGCUGCAUUUGCAACUGUUUCUCGACAGACUCCUUAGAGGCGUUGGGUCAUCACUUGGCUCAAGACCGCACAAAGAUCAGAGAACAAGAAAUCCUGGCAUUAGUAGCUGGCCAUUAUGUUUGCAAGCUAUGCACCUAUAAGACGAACCUAAAAGCUAACUUCCAAUUGCAUUGUAAAACUGACAAGCAUUUGCAAAGGCUGCAACAUGUGAAUCAUGUAAAGGAAGGAGGGCCAAGGAACGAAUGGAAAUUGAAGUUCUGUGGAGGAGUCGGGACUGGUGGCGCUAGCGUUGGUGGUGUGCAAGUACGAUGCUGCGCGUGUGAUUACUAUACUAACUCUGCGCACAAGCUGCAGCUCCACGCGGCCGGGGCGAGGCACGAGGCCGCCGCCUUGCUGUUGAGACACCUCCGUGAGUGCGCCUCAAGGAUACCUCGUGAGAGACCGCGUGUCUACCGCUGUGCUCUGUGCGGCUUCGGAGCACCUCACCGUUUACCUCUGCUCCAGCACGUGCGAUCUGUCAAGCACUUGCAGAUGGAACAAAUCCAUCAGUUGCAACGCAGGUCUGAAGGUAAAGACCCGACGCCUGACGUUGCUGAACUGUUUCAAGUUAUUCCUCAACCAACUGAACUGCCGAGCCCUUACGAUCAACAAGAAAACGACAAUAAGGAGCCAAUCGAUCAGAAGCCUGAGUUAACUCAAGAACAGAAAAUGAUGAGAUUUUUGGAGCAACAUCAGCAACAACAGCAACAACAGCAGCAGCAACAACAACAACAACAGGUCCAACAACAGUCUCAACAAGGACCUAGCGAGAGGGAGGAGGAGCGCGACACUCCGGGACCACACACGUGCCCCUAUUGUAACUUUAGUUGCACAAACGAGUCUCGCCUACACUCACAUGUCACCUCCGUACAUGGCGAUCCUUCUCGGCAUUUCAUAUGCCCUCUGUGCCAAGACGGUUUUAAAGAACGACCUGCCCUGGAACGACAUGUUAUGCAAAUUCAUUCUGUCAACUCUGAAGGACUACAGAGGCUAUUGUUGCUUGUAGACCAAAGCCAUUGGCUAAACGGCGGAGCUCAACCACAGAGAGACGAAUCCCGACAAGGCGACGAUGAGAGGGAGAUAUCUUCGCCUCGGUCAGAAGGCAGUGCUGAUGGCGAGACAGAGAGGUGCUCAACCUGUAACCGAACGUUCCGCAACGUUGAUGAGUUAUGUCAACAUCAAAAUGAGUCAGGCCAUCUUGAACUCAAACAAACGCCUCAAGGUCCGGGAUAUGUUUGCUGGAAAAAAGGUUGCAACCGGUAUUUCGAUGCUGCCCAUGCUCUACAGAAUCACUUCAGGGAAGCGCACGCUCGUAACUCGAUCGCAAACAUGUCAGUAUCUGAAAAACAUGUAUACAAGUACCGUUGUAAUCAGUGCAGUCUUGCGUUUAAAACAAUUGAGAAGCUACAACUGCAUUCACAAUAUCACGUUAUUAGAGACGCUACGAAGUGUGUACUGUGUGGAAGAAGCUUCAGAUCCGUAUUAGCUCUUCAGAAACACGUUGAGACUUCCCACCCGGAGUUAUCGGAGGAAGAGUUAGGUGCAUUCAAACGUAGCCUAGCAUCAAACCCUCUACUGCAAGCUAGCCAAGGUACAGCAUUAGACGCUGCUACCGCAGAGCUCUUACGCAAAGAAGCUUUGAGAACACCUGAUGAUGAUUUAGCUGAUAUGGAAGAUCGCGAUUCGAGCGCCACUGUCGCUGAUGAGUCCGGACAUAACGACGCUGAAAACUCUGAUGACUCAAUAAUCUACAAAGAUCAGCAAUUCCUGGAAGAUUACUUAAACUCGCAAGCUAUGGCGGAAGAUUCAUACAAUGAUCCUAACAGAAAAUACAAAUGUCAUCGAUGCAAGGUAGCUUUCACCCGCCAGUCGUACUUGACAGCACAUAACAAAACCCUUUUGCAUAGAAAAGGUGAAAAACUGACCUACCCUAUGGAAAAGUACCUUGACCCGAACAGACCGUUCAAAUGUGAUGUAUGUAAAGAAUCAUUUACGCAAAAGAACAUCUUACUAGUUCACUACAAUAGCGUAAGUCAUUUGCAUAAAUUGAAACGAGCUAUGCAAGAACAACAAAAUAACAACAACCCGCCCGUAUCACCCGGGGCGGGCUCCGCGCCUUCUAAUCUAACACUCACUCCUAAGAGCACAUCAAGUGAGGAAGACGACCGGAAACGUUACAAAUGUAACAUUUGCAAAGUGGCUUACACACAGGGCAGUACGCUAGACAUACACAUGAGGUCAGUUUUGCAUCAAACUCGUGCCGGCAAGUUGCAGGAGCUCGCCGCAGCGGGUCACGUGGACUUGUCGCGACCUUUAGUAGAGCAGCCGGACCGUACCGACCCCGCUAAAAUUUUACAAGACGUGUUGUCGCCAAAAAAUACAUCCCCUUCGUCUACAAGCAGUGGGGGCCCGCGCUCCUCGCCCCCUGCGCGCCCAGGUAGCCCGCGUUCCCCGCGCGCAGGUAGCGCUUCGUGCGAUCGCUGUCACGCGUCAUUCCCAACCGGGGAGCUACUCGACGCACAUCGAGCGACCUCAUGUCCGUUUGGCGAUGCGCGGGCGCAUUCGCCGCUAGGUGAAGCCGAAACAGCGGCACUUGACGAGAUGGUCGCGAAGGGCAACCCGCCCAAACGCAAUUCACAAAUGUAUAAACAACUGUUGGAAACUUUCGGCUUCGAUCUCGUCAUGCAAUACAAUGAAAAUCAGCGAAGAAAAUUGCAAGAAGAACGUGAAAUGGCGCGUGUGCCUAGCCCACCACCACCGCCUCCUGAAGAGAAGCCCCCGGAUGGUGUAACUAAAUCAACGUGUCAACAUUGCAACAAGGAGUUUUCUAGUGUGUUCGUUCUAAAGACUCAUUGUGAGGAAGUGCAUAAGGACAAAGUACCGCUCGAGUUUCUCGAGCAAUUCGCCGAACAGUUCAAAUCGGAGUAUGAGAGGAAGUCAGGAGCACCUAACUCGCCUCGGGCUGCGUCUCCCGCGCCUCCAGGCGAGCGGUCACCGUCUCCGCGUGGUGACAACAGUGGAAACUUCAAUGAGAAUGGAAAUACACAAGGCGAUGCUCAAGCUGGUGCCUUGCUCGCCGCGCAAGUGCAGGAGAUGCAGGCUGCGUUGAACAUGAUCCAACUCCAGCAGCAGCUCGGACAGCUGCACCCGAUGGUGGCGCAGAUGCUCUCGCUCGGCCUGCCUCUGGGCCUGAACGUUGGUGCGCUGGCCGCCAUGAACCUUCAGCCACCACUGGUGCCACUGAUGCUGCCUCCACCGCCAUUCGACGCGAUGCCCUUCGCUCACGAUGCACAAAUGAAACAACAACAACUGUUACAGCAACAGCAGCAGGCUAACGCUGCAGCUGGACAAAAGAGAGCUCGCACUCGCAUCACUGAUGAACAAUUAAAGAUUCUGCGAGCUCACUUUGACAUUAACAACUCGCCUAGUGACGAGGCUAUCGCGAAGAUGGCUCAGCAAUCUGGACUUGCAACUAAGGUAAUCAAACAUUGGUUCAGAAACACCCUCUUCAAGGAACGUCAGCGAAACAAAGACUCGCCCUAUAACUUCAACAACCCACCAUCCACGACGCUCAACUUGGAAGAGUAUGAGAAGACCGGAGAGGCCAAGGUGACUCCCUUAGAUUCAUCAGCAAGUUCAGAUGAAGGUAAGCCCCCUCCUGAGAAAAAGGCCAAAACUGAAGAUAAUAGUAUGAUGAUGCAGCAAGAGGUUAAAUCGGAGCCUAGUGAUGAACCUUCAAUUGAGGAAAAGUAUCAUUCAUAUGAUGAUCGUCACCAGGAAGACAAGAGUUUUAUAUUUCCUCAGGCACCAUCGCAGAGUCCUGCUCCAAUGCAAAGCAAUGAUCAUCUUUUGCAGAACAAAUCACGACCGCAGACUCCAACGCAUAUGUCUCUAAAUUCACUGAUUCAAUCUCAGUUGGAUUCUAUUCCGGCAACGAGUAUACCUCAGCCGCCUCAUCCAUCAAUGCUACCACCUAAGCUGAAUCCAAGUUUCACGUCCCCAAACUCCGCGCCCCCGAACGUCCUAACUCUGACCCCGAAUCGCAGCCUCAGUCCUGGCAGGGGACCGGCCGAUUUCGGACUUUCCGGGGGCAAUUCGAACGGAUCCAACAGCUCAACGGGGUCUUCUGGCAAACGCGCCAACAGAACUAGAUUCACUGAUUAUCAAAUAAAAGUAUUACAAGAAUUCUUUGAAAAUAACGCAUAUCCCAAAGAUGAUGAUCUCGAAUAUUUAUCGAAGUUACUGGGAUUAAGUCCAAGAGUGAUUGUUGUAUGGUUUCAAAAUGCACGUCAAAAAGCAAGGAAAGUCUAUGAAAACCAACCAGCCGCAGAUCCACCUGCAAGCGCCACAGAUGACGCCAAUAGAUUUCAGCGCACACCAGGCCUUAACUAUCAGUGCAAGAAGUGCCAAUUAGUAUUCCAAAGAUACUAUGAACUAAUAAGACAUCAGAAGACUCAUUGUUUUAAAGAAGAGGAUGCUAAAAGAUCAGCACAAGCACAGGCGGCGGCUGCUCAAGUAGCAGCUACAUUAAGCAGCGAAGAUUCCAACUCAAGCAAUGUCGAACAUCACACUCCUCACGUACCCGUAUCGCCCGCCCCGCCUCGCACGCCCACUCCGGCUGCGCCCAACUACCCCGUAUCUCCUGCGCCCCCAGCGCCUCUAACGCCAGUUACUCCUCUGUCGCACACGCCUCGUGAAGAAAAGGAUGGAAAUUUUCAAUGUGAUAAAUGCAACCUAGUCUUCCCUCGGUUUGAUUUGUGGCGGGAACAUCAACUUGUUCACAUAAUGAACCCAAAUCUAUUUCCCACUUAUCCACCAGAUUCCCCUUUUGGGAUCUUGCAGCAGCAUGCGCAGCUGCAACAAUUAAACGCAACCCUUGGGAGUGAUGAGGCUCGCCAUCCAUUAGUAGCGGCUCUAAACCAACAAGUCGCCAAAAGGAAAUUUGAUGAGUAUGAAGAAGUAGACACUGGGGAGCAGCCGAAGGAUAAGCGCUUGAGGACUACCAUUUUACCCGAACAACUGGAUUACCUCUACCAAAAAUACCAAAUCGAAUCUAAUCCUUCUCGAAAAAUGCUUGAAAACAUCGCACGCGAAGUAGGACUAAAAAAAAGAGUGGUACAAGUUUGGUUCCAAAAUACACGAGCACGUGAGAGGAAAGGACAGUUUCGUGCGCAUGCACAAGUGAUAAACAAACGAUGUCCGUUUUGUCCAGCUUUGUUCAAAGUAAAGAGCGCUCUAGAAAGUCAUCUAAGCACAAAACAUGCAGAUCAAUGUGCGAGAGGGGAAAUUAAUGUCGACGCAUUACCCGAUGAAGAAUUAAGUACUGAAUCAACACCCAGUUUUGGCUCCCAACAAAGUGACCGGCAGCAAAAUUUUUCCCAAGCGGGGGCUCCCAUGUUGCCCCCUAUUUUUCCACCUUUUCACUCAGACAUGGAGAAAUUUAUCAAGCAGUACAGUGAGGAGUCAAUGAAACGCUAUGUAAGUGAAUUGCAAGCUCACGCCGCCGCCCAACAAAACGGUGGCGGGAACAAUGAAUCUUCUGAAAGACGCCCUGAACAUGGAAAAUCAGAGAUACCACUAGAUCUCAGCAAACCAGUAGACCUGUCACGGCCGGGAUCGGAUGCUGACGAGCGUUCCGACACCGCUUCCGAGACAAUGGAGUUCUACGAGGAAGACGAGCCGACUUCGCCACUGACCGGCCAGCAAUCGGCGCGACCCCCCGGCAAACGUUAUCGCACACAAAUGUCAUCCUUGCAAGUGAAGAUUAUGAAAUCGUUAUUCGGUGACUACAAAACCCCUACUAUGGCCGAGUGCGAGGCGCUCGGGCGAGAGAUCGGGCUGCCUAAACGCGUAGUGCAAGUUUGGUUCCAAAACGCACGUGCCAAAGAGAAGAAGGCGCGCUUAGCCGCCGGGUUGAUGGAGGUGUCCGACGCGCCUCCUCCGGAGGAGUGCCGGGUGUGUGACUUCAAGUACAGUCACAAGUACUCGGUGCAGGACCACGUGUUCACGCGCGGUCACAUCGCAGCGGUGCGCGCGCGGCUGGAGAGCGGCGCGGGCGCCGGCGACGACAGCACGCUCGCGCUGAUGCAGAUGGCGGCGCGGCUCGAGAGCGGCAUGGGCGGCGACCUGCACAACGCCUUCCUGCGACCACAGCUCGCCGGAAACGGUGAGUGUACUACUUGACCGCGGAGCGAGUCGCCUAGCGCUCACCAGCACUACGCGAUUGCGCAUUUUCUUACGUAGAACCUCGCAGCGGCGAGCUUCGCUCGGACGUGAAGUCUGAUGAUCUGUGCUGCUGCUAGACGAAGCGGUCACAUGCGAUUCGAGCGAAGCUCAAUUCGUGCCGUGACGGUCGUUGCUAUUUUCCUACUAGUGAGUCCUUUUGUAAAUAAAAUUUAGGUGUAACUGAAAUAGUUUAAAAUUAUCUCUCCGUUUUGUUAGUAUUUCAAUAGGCAGGAAACUCUUUAAGUAAUAAACUAAGAGUAACAAUUCCUAAUACAUAAAGUAUAUAAUCUAAACAGUACCGAGUUAAAUAAGCGCCAAGUCAGUCGGUUAGAUGCGAAAGGUAAUGUCGGCACGUACGCAGCCGAUUCAAUCUCAGAAAUUAUUUCGUAAUUCAAAUAAUUACUGAGCACCUUUAGUUCGGAGCGUGGCAACAGUAAAAAAGCAUUACUCAAUGUUCAAAUGAUAAUAUAAAUCUAAAAUUAGUGUGAAAUAGAGAAUUUUUUCCGUAGCCCGUGAUCGGCAUUACUGGAGGAGUGAAAGAGUAGUGUUGGUGUUGUCGGACCAGGGCGGCUAGCACCGGGCCGGCACGUGUUGCGCCGAGAGAGGCGGGCCGGCCGGUGCGGUGGGCGGCCGCUCUAAGCACUAUACAAAUGCAAACGAUACACAACAAUGGUAGGAGUUAGGACGCGUGAAGGACGUCGUAUAUCUAAUGGGACCGAUCUGGCGCACAUGCAUUUCGCUCCACAUGAAUAAUCAAUUAUUUAAAUGAUGCCAAUCAAAAGACUUUCUCGGAAACGGCACAUCAGUGUCCAUUGUUUUCUUUGUUUUUAUUACCUUAUUAUAUUGAGUUUGCUCUACAUAUUGAAAGCCAACACCACGGAGAGAUUUAGACUAGUAAUCUGUUGCAUAAUAUUAUUCUUCCUAGUUGUUCGUAUUUAAAACUCCUAUUAGGUAUUAGCGACAUGUCGAUUGUUGUAGGAUUGUAAUGAAAACCAAAUUAUAUAUUUUAGAGAAUUUAAAUGUUUUAGUUGUUAUUAUGUAAAGUCAUAGCGAAGCCUGAAGUCUAUAAUUAUUUAAAAUAAGGUGCCUUGUAGGAUCCAAGUGUUUUGUAAAUUAUUUUCUCUUGAGCUCCACUGUAAAUAGUUAAAAGUAUACUACUAGAUGUAACGUUGUGCAUUGUAAAAUUAUCUCCGACCGCUGUUCGUAUUGUGUAUUUCGAUAGUUCUUAUCUAUAGGUAGAUAUAAAUAAAUUAUUUGUUUCGUAGAGGCAUCUUAAGAACUUGUGAUAUAAAUGUAUCUAAUUAGUUUACUUCGCAUAUCUUUCGGAAGGGUCUCGGCUAAAGGGCGCGAGCCUAAAAGUACAAAAAUACAUACAGACAUAACAUUAGAAGUUGUCGGUUUUAACAUAAUAAUGAGUCGCGGUCGUGUGGGGUCCCGCUCGCGUAUUUCACUAUUCUUUCGUGACAUUUACAUAAAAGUGGGUCUCGAUUGGGGCGUUAGGCGAUAUGCAAAUAUUUUCUUCAGAUUUCAAUGUUGCGUACGCGGGGCGCACGAGCGCUGCGGCUUGCGCCCGCGCCGGUGCGCACGCGCCGCGGGAGCCGCCGCCGUACCCUUGUUUAUUACGUGGAAAUUUUCGCUACCGUCUCCUAAACACGUUGAUACGUCUCUAUUGAUCUUUCAAAUGCAAAUGUCCCGGUGACUCGUAAAGAACAUAAUAUCGUAUUAUUUACUACUUCUCGAAUACAUACAACGGCAUUAUGGUUUUAGUUUGGAUGUAAAGCAUGUUUAUUUGCAUAUCGCUUUUUGUUAUUAUUAUUUUUUUAUUUUUGUUAUGUUUGUAUUUAUUUUUGUUCUUUAGUUUUACUAUUAUUUUUGUUUGUCAUGUAGAUACCUAAACGUAUUUACGUCAAGGCGACUGACGUACACCUUGAUAUUGAAUUUGCCUCCAAUACGACUUCCAAUAAUUUAAUUUUAAUUUGUAUAAUUUAAUGUUUAACCUAAUUUUAUGCGCUCUGCAUUUACUGUUAUUCAGAUGACGUUAUUCUAAAUAGUUAUUUGAAACAAAGUCCUGUGCCAGCCAGUGAAAGAGUUCUUUGGUAUAUCGCGGCGAUGACUCGUCGCCUAGGGAAAGAUUGAAAGUCUUGUAAACUGAAUAGUAUUAUUAUAAUUAUUAUCUACAGUUAUUAUAUUUGCAGAAUUCGUUGAAAUAAAUGCAAUAUUUAUAUUAUUGAA
Trichoplusia ni (cabbage looper) is the source of this 10890-nucleotide messenger RNA. It is a transcript of the gene zfh2, whose product is annotated as zinc finger homeobox protein 3. NCBI's taxonomy places the organism in Eukaryota, Metazoa, Arthropoda, Insecta, Lepidoptera, Noctuidae. Gene Ontology annotation, cellular component: nucleus. Gene Ontology annotation, biological process: regulation of transcription by RNA polymerase II. The transcript is spliced from 4 exons. Bases 319 to 8616 code for a protein of 2765 amino acids. Gene Ontology annotation, molecular function: zinc ion binding; RNA polymerase II cis-regulatory region sequence-specific DNA binding; DNA-binding transcription factor activity, RNA polymerase II-specific. The record is from RefSeq and is a predicted model, not a curated record.